Messenger RNA from Hymenoscyphus albidus, 2006 nucleotides. Lineage: Eukaryota; Fungi; Ascomycota; Leotiomycetes; Helotiales; Helotiaceae. The record is from the annotation of a GenBank genome assembly.
UGACGAUUCGCAGCGGCAAGCCCCACCUGCCAUGCCCAUGCCACCAAAUGCCACCUGGAGCGAACACCGACACCCCAGUGACCCCCCCUGGCAACCAAGAAUCAUAGCCUCAACGCCAAUGGAACUGGAAAACCAAUAACAACACUCGACACCCUGGAAUGUCAACGACGACCAAUAUUUUCUAGCGUGAGCGCAAAGCCUCACUUACUCAUUUGUCCUGUUCCAGUCUUUUCUUUCCUGGUUCCUCUCUUUCAGUCGCUUCCAUCGCAAUCCGAGAAACCAACUCUACUCGUAUACUCGAACUUGCAUCGCUCCCGGAAAUUUGGAAGAGCGGGAAUCUUUUUGAUAGUGCUACAACACAGUACCGGUAGCUAGUAUCACAACACAGUUUCACAGUUUCACAAUUUCACAGCUUCACAGCUUCGCUUCCACAAUGGCACCCCUCCCAUCAACAUCCAGCUCCGACCUCCCACGCACAAUACUCCACCUCGCCCGACGAGCAGUCAUCACCGGCGGGCCCUCACUCCUCCAACUCUCAGCGCGAAAUGCCCUCCAACCCCGCGCCUUGACAGUAAACAGUACCCAGAAAGUGACGUUGGGUGUGAUAGCUGGGUACACAGUAGCUAUAGCUCUCCUCUGGAACCUGCCGUAUGUUCGGUGGUCAUUAUGGCCUUUCAAGGUAUUUCCUCUUCCUCCCUCGUCCACAUCCAAAUUCAAAUUCAAACAAACAUCAAGAUUGGAAGACGAUAUGCUGAUAUGUUGCGGUGGAAAUAGAUGUUAGUAAUUGCCUUCCACGAAUUCUCGCACGCCUUCACAGCCCUCAUCACCGGCGGCCGCGUAAAGUCCAUCUCCCUCGACCCGCGCGAAGGAGGAGUAACACACAUGGCCGGCGGAAUCUCCGCUCUGACUCUUCCAGCGGGAUACCUGGGCUCCUCGCUCAUCGGGGCGCUGUUGAUAAUGUGUGGAUUCAAUAUCGUGGCGAGUAAAGUGUGCAGUAUCGCCCUCGGCGUCUGCUUCUUGCUCACGCUCUGGUGGGCACGAAGGGAUUGGUUGACCAUUGUGACCGUGCUAGCGGCCGUGGGAUUACUGGUCGCUUGUUGGUUCAUUAAACAUGCUGAGCCUUUGCGGUUCGUCGUGGUAUGGUCCCUCUCUUCCCUCAAUCCUCAUCCUUUCUCUUUCUCUCUCUUCGCUCUCGCCAAAGUCUCACAUACUAAUGAGCUCCCAGCUCUUCAUAGGCACCAUGUCUUCCCUCUACAGCGUCUGGGACAUCUGUGACGACCUGAUCCUGCGCAAAGUCAACGAAUCCGAUGCCAGCGUAUUCGCCAAACGCUACGGCGGCUCGAGCCAGUGUUGGGGUGUCAUCUGGUCGAUCAUCUCUCUGUUGUUUAUGGUUGGCGGUAUCAUUGCGGGCAUUGCGGCGUUUCCGGAGGAAUGGGCAGAGCAGGAGGACGACUCGAAGAAGUUUAUUCCUACGUGAUGAUGAGUGGAUUACAAUGCUUGGAAGGGCUUGGAUGAAUUCAUAUGAAAAAGUGGGAAAAUACCUAUUGGGUUUUUGGAAUGGGGUGAUUGGUGCUUGGAUGACGGGGGCUGCGGUGAGCUCAUUGAAGUGUAGCUGGGACGCAGCUGGAUAUCGGAAUAUCAAGGUCAAAUCAUUUGGAUAGGAGGAAAAAUGUUUAUGGAUCAAGUGCGAGGAAGCUCGUGUCACCGAGGGCACCGGAGGACUAAGGUACUCCAUGACGGCAGAUAAAUCAAUCACGAAACUUUUAAGGAAGGGAAGGAAUACUACAAGGCAACCAACCAUCACCUGUGUAGACUGCAAUCAAGCUGGAAGUCAAGACAGACCCAAAAAUGGAAUCGCAGGGAACCAGAAGGAGGCUAUUAAUGAGUCAACUCAGACAGCACAGUAGUGGUGGUAAUAAUGCAGGAAGAAAAGUUGAAAAUAAGAUAUACCUACAUACCCGCAGUACAGUUACAGUUAGUCUAUGAUUAACAAGUUUUAUCCCUGG